Malassezia japonica is the source of this 480-nucleotide messenger RNA. RefSeq names its product E2 ubiquitin-conjugating enzyme (gene PEX4). Bases 1 to 480 code for a protein of 159 amino acids. NCBI's taxonomy places the organism in Eukaryota, Fungi, Basidiomycota, Malasseziomycetes, Malasseziales, Malasseziaceae. The record is from RefSeq and is a predicted model, not a curated record. The transcript has a single exon.
AUGGCCGGCGUCACGAAGCGGCUCGUGCAUGAGCUGGCGGCGCUGCAAAAGGGGCGCGAUGCCAACGAGCUCGUCUACCGUCUCGAGCCGGUGCGCGAAGAGGACCUGAUGGAGUGGCGUGCGGAGCUCAUUGCGCCCGCCGAAGGCGUCUAUGGCGGCGGCCGCUUUCUCGUGUCGAUCCACAUUCCGCCCACCUAUCCUACCAAGCCGCCGUCGAUGAAGUUUGCUACCAAGAUCUUCCACCCGAACGUGAGCUGGAAGACGGGCGAAAUCUGUUUGGACGUGCUGCAGUCGCAGUGGUCGCCGGCGUGGACGCUGCUCAGUGCCUGCACGGCGGUGCUGGCGCUGAUGGACGUCCCCGAGCCCGACAGUCCCCUGAACGUCGACGCGGCGAACCUAGUGCGCUGCGGCGACGCGGUUGCCUACCGCUCGCUCUGCCAGAUGUACACGGCGCUGUACGCCGCGCGAAAAGGCGCGUAG